Messenger RNA from Oryzias melastigma (Indian medaka), 3111 nucleotides. RefSeq names its product protocadherin 8 (gene pcdh8.1). The record is from RefSeq and is a predicted model, not a curated record. Gene Ontology annotation, biological process: homophilic cell-cell adhesion. The transcript is spliced from 4 exons. Gene Ontology annotation, molecular function: calcium ion binding. Bases 62 to 2956 code for a protein of 964 amino acids. Gene Ontology annotation, cellular component: plasma membrane. NCBI's taxonomy places the organism in Eukaryota, Metazoa, Chordata, Actinopteri, Beloniformes, Adrianichthyidae.
UGACUGACUCUGACCCGGGAGACGUGUCACCCCCCUCAUUUGGCACAGCUCCUUCCUCAUCAUGGCGCGCGCAGCUGCAGCAGUUGUUGGCCCUUUCCUGCUGCUUGUUGUACUUUCACACUCCGUUGGCUGCACCACUACAAGGUAUUUCACUUUUGAAGAGGAUGCACCCGGGACAGAGAUUGGAAAUUUGUCCCAGGAUUUAAAAAUUGAUCCGGGAGAUGACCCCGACACGUCCUUCCGCUUCAUGCAGCAGAGCAACUCCUCCGUGGUGGAGAUGCGGGAGUCUGACGGGCUCCUGAGCGUGGCGGAGCCGAUUGAUCGAGAGCAGCUGUGCCCCAGGUCCCCCCGCUGCCUCAUCACCUUCGACGUGGUGGCCCACUCCCAGGAAAAGUUUCAGCUCAUCCACGUGGAGAUUGAGGUGAAAGACAUCAACGAUCACUCCCCGCGCUUCCCACUCAACGAGACGAGUCUGGAGAUCAUGGAAAAUGUUCCCCUGGACUCCAGAUUCCCCCUGCAGAUCGCAGUGGAUGAGGAUGUGGGGGAGAACUACAUCCAGAGCUACACCAUCUCCCCCUGUGGGUACUUCUCCGUGGAGGUGCGUGAGGGGGAGGACGGGCUGAAGUUUGCGGAGUUGGUGCUGGUGCGCGAGCUCGACAGGGAGGUGGAGGAUUCCUACACCAUCCAGGUGACUGCGUCCGAUGGAGGAGAGCCUCCAAAGUCCGGCUCCAUGACCGUGCGCGUCAGAGUUCUGGACUUCAACGACAACAGCCCGGUGUUCGAGCACAGCUCUCUGAAAGUUGAGCUGAAUGAGGACGCGCCGGUGGGACACCGGGUCCUCCGGGUGCACGCCUUCGACCCGGAUGACGGCGUCAACGGGGAAGUUGUGUACGCGCUCGGCGCCGGCGUCUCCACGGAGGCUGCGCGCGUUUUCCACGUGGACUCCCACUCCGGAGAUGUAACUUUAAAGGCGCGCGUGGACUUUGAGAAGAGGAGGUCCUACGAGCUGAACAUCAGAGCCUCGGAUUCGGGUGAGAACUCGGUUCCGUCCGUCUGCAAAGUUCUGAUAGAAGUCGUGGACGUGAACGACAACGCGCCGGAGAUCGGCAUCAAACCCAUGACCUCCAGCAGCGACGGGGUGGCGUACAUCACCGAGGCUGCGGCCGCCGAGAGCUUCGUGGCUCUCAUCAGCACCACGGACAGCGACUCCGGCUCCAACGGCUACGUGCGCGUCAGCCUGCUCGGGCACGAGCACUUCAGCCUCCAGCAGGCGUAUGGAGACACGUUCAUGAUCGUCACCACCACAACUCUAGACAGAGAAGACAUCCCAGAGUACAACCUGACUGUAGUUGCAGAGGAUUUGGGGCAACCUCCUUUCAAAACUGUCAGGCAGUACACCAUCAGCGUGACUGACGAGAAUGACAACCCCCCACUCUUCAGUAAACCCCUCUAUGAGGUUUCAGUCUUGGAAAAUAACAUUCCAGGAUCAUAUUUAACCACCGUUGUUGCAACUGAUCCCGAUGUUGGAAAAAACGCCAAAGUUUCCUACAAACUCAUCGACUCAGAGGUGGAAGGAGGAUCUCCAGUGUCCACAUACGUGUCUGUGGAUUCUCACUCAGGAUCCGUGUACUCUCUGAGGUCGUUUGAUUUCGAAACGUUGCAGCAAAUCGAGGUGGUGGUCCAAGCCGAGGACAGAGGCUCCCCUCCGCUUUCCAGCACGUCAACCCUCCAGAUCAGAGUUGUAGAUCAGAAUGACAACUAUCCAUACUUCACCUUCCCCGUCCUCCUGAAUAACUCUGCUGAUAUAUCUCUGCCCUACAACGCGCCCUCCGGUUAUCUUGCCCUUCAAGUAUCAGCCGAAGAUGAGGACGGAGGCGUGAACGGCCAGCUCGCCUACCAUAUUGUACAAGGUGACCCCAAGCUGUUUACGAUAAACGAAGACACGGGAGAGAUUGCUCUAAAACAAAGGCUGACAGCUGAAAACGGGGACGUGCUGGAAAUAAAAAUUACAGUGAGUGACGGCGGCAGGUCCCCGCUCUCCAGCAGCGCCACUAUUAGGUUUGUCAUCUCAGACGCCGAGCCUGCCGAAGACCAAGUCAUCCUUGUGCUGCGGUCAAGUGACGAGGACGGCUUCAGCUUUGAUGGGCCACUAAUUAUUAUUAUCAUGCUCAGUGGGGGUUGUGCAUUGUUGUUAAUUGCAAUAAUAGCUGUGGCUGUCACAUGCAAACUGAGCCGUGGGAGGAGAAGCCACGGCAGCAAGAGAGACGUGAACCUGUUCGAUGGGAGGCCCCUGCCCAUGCUCAGCUUAGCAGAGCCAAACAUUUACACGGGCCAGCGGGGGUUCUUCCACGAGGGGACGUCUCUGUCGCUGGACGACCCCUGCCUGUACGAGGAGAGGAGUGGAGACUCAGACACAAAAAUCUUCCUGCCCUCCAAGCGUUUUCAGCCCACAUCCGUGUGGCAAGGUGAUAGAUACUGCCUGCAAGUGAGUGGCAUCAACAACAAUGACCAGCUGAGCGUGAAGGACAGCGGGAAAGGGGACAGCGACUUCAACGACAGCGACUCUGACAUCAGCGGGGACGGGGGCAAGAAGAACUUCAGUACCUUCCAGCCGAGACUAAAAAGUGCUGCAAACAGCAUUUCUGGAGACUGCCAGGGCACCUAUUGUGCAAUCCCGCUGCAGAGCCUCCGAGCUUCCAGAGAUCAAGCGUACACAAUGGGCUUCUCUCCGGCGCCCGUCUUCAACAAUCAUCACGGCAACAGGAAUGACUGUGGUUAUGGGACAAAUCAGCCGAAAUCACGAAGCAGCAUGCAGACCUUCUCAAAGUCUGGGACCCUUCCGUCCUACUUCAAUCAGCAGCUGCAUGAAGCUGCGGUGGCGGGGGCUCCGGCACACAAGCAGAGUCCUAAUAUAGUGACUGUGGCGACAGAGUUGGAAGUUGCAACCAUUUUUUAGAAGAAUAAAAAAAGUUCAUGAUCAGAAAAUGAGAUUACAGAUGUGUAGAUAUUUGUUUAGGAACAUUUUUAAUCUUUGAUUUUAGCGGAGUGUAUGUUGUGAUUCUUUUUUGUCUUUUCUUCAUUAAAUCCAACCAAAAAAUGUGUUUUUGCUUA